Messenger RNA from Paramuricea clavata, 396 nucleotides. NCBI's taxonomy places the organism in Eukaryota, Metazoa, Cnidaria, Anthozoa, Malacalcyonacea, Plexauridae. The record is from the annotation of a GenBank genome assembly.
AUGACAGAAGAUUUUGAAGAAGAUCUAGCUGAACCAGAGCCCACUGUUUUUGAAAUGACAACAAAAGAGAUAGAUAUCACAAUCAUUGGUAUUAGAAGUAUUUUAACAUAUUACAUAUGUGGUUCAUGUGGGAAAAAAGCAGUGCAAGUUGGUUCUCUGAAGUGCGAAGCCUGCCAAAUGAAACAACGAAUAGUGGCCACUAGCAAGCAAUGGUGUGCACAGUUAUUCGUUCAAAAUAGCAAUACAUCUGAGCACUUAAAUAUUUUGGUUUUCCAUCAGCAUUUACGUAAAAUGUUCCAGUGCAAUGAUAAAGAGUUUGAGUGGAAUGAAAAUCGUGAUGAGGAUAAAAUAACAUGUGUGCUCUUGGAAGGUGGCAAAAUUAAUGUCAGACAAUAA